This is a messenger RNA of Osmia bicornis bicornis, 3994 nucleotides long. RefSeq names its product extended synaptotagmin-2 (gene Esyt2). NCBI's taxonomy places the organism in Eukaryota, Metazoa, Arthropoda, Insecta, Hymenoptera, Megachilidae. The record is from RefSeq and is a predicted model, not a curated record. Gene Ontology annotation, molecular function: lipid binding. The transcript has 17 exons. Bases 249 to 2663 code for a protein of 804 amino acids. Gene Ontology annotation, biological process: lipid transport.
CGUGUGUACUUACAUAUACCUACGCAACGUUGUUAGAAGUGUAAGCAAGUUAUUAAAGCUGUUGUAAUACUUGCAUAUAACUUAAGAUUUGCGAGAAAAACUAAUUUUAAAGUAUAGGUAACAACUGAUGUUGGAAGAAUAAAUGAACUGAAAAACGAAAAAUUUAUUUUCAUAUGUAACUCAAAGUUAUAUAAAAUAUUAUAAUAAAUAAAAUAUUGAUAAUUGAAAAUUGUCAAUUAUUUAAUAAAAUGGAAAGCAAAUGUGAAGAUGUUAAACCUUCUGAGACCAUUCAAUGGCCGUACAUGAGCAUAAGUUCAUUAGCUAGGUCAUUUUUGAGCAAGUUGGCAACUGUCGGUAUUAUUUGGGGAUGGGGAUACUUAAAUUUAAAUAUAGCUUGGUUAAUUGCACCAAUUGUUUUGGUAACAUGGAAAGCAGAGCGUAGGAAAGACAAUGAAUUGAGAGUAAUUAUGGCACAAUCCACUGUGAUGGCCAAAGAAAAAGGAUUGAUAAUGGAUCGAUUAGAUGAAUUACCUUCUUGGGUUUAUUUUCCUGAUUUUGAUAGAGUUGAAUGGCUAAAUAAAGUUUUAUACAAAGUCUGGCCAAGCAUUAAUCAAUUUGCUCGUGAACUUUGUAAGCAAACUAUAGAACCUGCUAUCAUUGAGAAAUUGGCAGAGUAUAAAGUAAAAGGAUUUCAGUUUGAAAGAUUAGUUUUGGGUCGCAUUCCUUUAAAAAUCUAUGGAAUUAAGGCAUAUGAUAAAAACACUUCAAGAAACGAAGUCAUUAUAGAUGCUGAUAUUAUAUAUGCAGGUGAUUGUGAUAUUACUUUUUCUGUUGGAAAUAUAAAGGGUGGUAUUAAAGAUUUUCAGAUUCGUGGAAUGAUGAGAAUAGUUUUGAAACCGUUAUUACCUGCUAUGCCGUUAGUUGGAGGUAUACAAGCAUUUUUUCUAAAUCCUCCUGCUAUUAAUUUCAAUUUAAUGGGAAUAGCAGAUGUCCUUGAUUUACCGGGAUUUAAUGAGAUUUUAAGAAAAACAAUAGUGGAACAAAUAGGAGCCUUCGUAGUAUUACCAAAUAAAAUUGUUAUACCGUUAAGUGAAUCAGUACCAGUUGAAUCGUUAAAAAUACCAGAGCCUGAGGGUGUUUUAAGAAUUCAUGUAGUAGAAGCAAAGCAUCUAAUGAAGAAAGAUAUCGGAGUAUUGGGUAAGGGUAAAUCUGAUCCAUACGCUAUUAUAAAUAUUGGAGCGCAAGAAUUCAGAACAAAAACUAUAGAUAAUACUGUAAAUCCAAAAUGGGAUUUUUGGUGCGAGUGUGCUGUGAUGUCAGCCAUUGCUCAACAAAUUACUGUGCUGCUGUGGGACUAUGAUGAUACUAAGGGUGACGAAAGUCUUGGAAGGGCUACGGUUGAGGUCAGCAGAGUAAAAAAGAAGGGAAAUAUUGAUACAUGGAUUUCAUUGGAACAAGCAAAACAUGGCAUGAUUCAUUUAAGAUUAACAUGGCUUCAGUUUUCAAAAAAUAUUACUGAUUUGAAAACUGCUUUAAUUGAAACACAGGAACUUCGAGUAACAUCAAUGAGUACAGCUCUUCUCAUUCUUUAUGUUGAUUCAGCUAAGAAUUUGCCAUGUGUUCGAGGAAAUAAGCAGCCUGAUGUCUAUCUUGAAGCAAGUGUCGGUGCAACCAUUAAAAGAACCGCUACCAUGUUACGUUCCUCUGAUCCAAUAUGGGAACAAGGUUUUACUUUUCUAAUUAGCAAUCCCGAAACUGGUAUCUUGCAUAUAAAGAUUACAGAUGAAAAGACUGGUCUUAUAAUAGGAGAAAUGAGUUACAAUAUCUCGUUACUUUUAAAACAAAAUAAUUUAGAAAUUCCACAACAGCCUUAUGAUCUGCAAAUGGCUGAAGCAGAUAGCAAGUUAAUACUUUCUAUGUCAUUAAAUAUUCUGAAGUAUGAGGAACCUGAACCUACAUCAGAGGAAGAUGACGAUGAUCAUGAUAUUAACCAGUUGAAUAAAAGAAUUGAACGCCAGGAAUCAAAUAUUAGUAAUAUGUCAUCUAAAAACUUUUCACCUACUCCAUUGAAAAAACAAUCGUCAAAAGAAUCAAUAAUUAGUGCAACGCAUAGUACUGGAUCAGAUGCAGCUGUUGUACCUGAAGACCGAGCUCCAUUAGAGGAAGAGUUCAUUGUCGCUAGUGUUGAUCAAUCUAUUACUGAAAGCCCAAAGCUAAUUCAUAGAAAUUUAAGUGUAACAUCAUCCGCUGGUGAAUCAAAAUUAGGUCGAAUACAGUUAUCCUUACGUUAUAGCGUUCAAAGGCAAAAGCUUAUAAUCGUUGUGCAUAAAAUAGCUAAUUUACCUCUGCCACAAAAUGAUAUACAUAAUAUACCGGAUCCUUAUGUAAAGUUAUAUCUACUUCCGGAUCGCCAUAAGGAAACUAAACGUAAAACAGCAGUAAUGAAGGAUAAUUGCAAUCCAGUAUUUGAUGAGCAAUUUGAAUACGUUGUUUCUCAAGCUGAUUUAAAUUCUCGUACAUUGGAAGUAUCUGUUUGUACCCAAAAGGGUUGGUUAUCCACUGGGAGCAAUGUAAUGGGUCAAUUACAUUUGAAUCUAAAUGAAAUCGAUAUGACAAAAUCAUCCACAAGUUGGUACGAUUUGCAGCCAGAGACUAGGGACUAGAAGAUAAAGGAAAGCAACUAAAAAUUUGAAUAGUUCUUUAUGUGCUUAAUGAUCUGUUGAAUUUUCACGAUACAGUUUCUCCAAACGUUCAUGAAAUAAUGUGAUCAUAUUUGAAUUUCAAAUGAUAAAGUAUUGAAAAGAGUACCAAAAUAUUUGGUAUUACAGGGAAUAUAAAAGAUUUGAAGAAAAGAUAAUGAUUACAUGUCUUUUUGCACUUGGACCGUCCACUGUUAAAAACAACAAAGCGCUUUUUAUAAUGUAAUUUGAUUUAUAUAUGAUCUGAAUUUUAUUUUGCAACCGUCAUUGAAUAUUGUACUGUUGCUAGUAUAUGUAAGUUCGUAAGCACAUACAUAUAAAUGUACAUAUAGUACCAAGCAUAAAUUAGUUUUCCUCGGAAAAAUGACGAGGUAGGGAAAGGAGGCUUCAUCACUCAUUAUCAGUGAAAUACUUGAAAGGCUCGAAAGUUACCAUGCGUUAUGUUCAGUUUACACCAGAUUAUUAUUGAGACUAAUUUCGAAAAAAUUCGUAUAAUUUUUAAUUAUAACAUAUGAAAUUUAAUAUAUGUAAAUAUAUUAAUUUUCAAGCUUUAAGCAAUUAAGUUUCAACGUUCACAAUUUUAAAAUGUCAAAAUUCAAAUUUCAACCUUCAAGAUUUUUUAAUUUAAAAAUUUGAACUUUGAAAUACCUAAAUUUAAAACUGCAUUUUCAAAAUAUAAAUUUAAAAAUUUCUAAAUUAUAAAACUCCAUUUUUUUAAUUUUGAAGUUGUGAACUUCAAAUUUGUUGAGUUUACAUACGAAUAGUGGGACUUUCUUUUCCUACGACAUCGUUUUCCUAAGAAAGGUAAUAUUAUGCUCGGUUCUGUAUUUAUAUCAAUAUUAAUAUAUAUUACAUUUAUAAUAUGCACAAUAUUAAAAUCCCUUUUGAUUAUAAUAUUUAAAGCUUAUAACAAUAGCUUUAAAUACAUUGAAGUUUGUGAACUAAAAUUUAUUUUAUUCUUUUUGUUACAUUUUUGUUAUGUAUAUUAAUACUUAUAACAUGCAUUGAUUUAUUUUAAAUGUUAAUUUAUCUACAAACUUGUACAGUACACUUGUACACCUGCAAAUUAUAAUUGCACUAUUAGUAAGUAAUGAAUCUCAUUAUACAAUGUUGUUCAAUUUAUGGAUAGCAUAAUAUGUUACUAACAAUUACGAAAUUAAUAUACACCCGUAUAUAAAUUAUUGUAUUGAAUAUUAAAUUUUUGGUAUAUGUUUUUGUACCUACUGGUUUAAAAUACUACCAAUAUAAUAUUGCUAAUUGUUGAUAAUAAUAAUUAUAUGCAUUUCAAACUGCAA